Messenger RNA from Sarcophilus harrisii (Tasmanian devil), 8558 nucleotides. It is a transcript of the gene KIDINS220, whose product is annotated as kinase D interacting substrate 220. Gene Ontology annotation, molecular function: protein binding. NCBI's taxonomy places the organism in Eukaryota, Metazoa, Chordata, Mammalia, Dasyuromorphia, Dasyuridae. The record is from RefSeq and is a predicted model, not a curated record. The transcript has 32 exons. Bases 211 to 4320 code for a protein of 1369 amino acids.
CACCACAGGCGCCCACGUGAUCUGUCAGUUUGAGGGAGAAGGAGGAAAAUGGCCGCUCCGUCUAAGCCGUAGACGGCGGCUCGGAGUCCCCUUCUUUUUUGUCUGACAGCGCCGGCUCUCGGGAGGGCUCCUCUGCGGGGGCCCGAAAGCGGGCCCAGAGGGGCUUCUAGACGGUACUGAAAGAUAGCUAACUGAAGCUUUUCUGUGAAGAUGGCAAACCUUUUGAGUGAUAGUCUGCUUACUUAUGUAGAAGAGGAAAAUAUUCCUGGCCUAAAAGCAUUUCUAGAAAAAUGCAAGGAUGUGGAUGAGAGAAAUGAGUGUGGCCAGACUCCCUUGAUGGUAGCUGCUGAAAAUGGCAAUCUUGAGAUAGUAAAAGAACUACUUAAGAAUGGAGCUAAUUGCAAUCUGGAAGAUGUGGAUAACUGGACAGCUCUUAUAUCAGCAGCAAAAGAAGGUCACCUAGCUAUUGUGAAGGAGCUGCUUAAAUGCAAUGUUAAUUUGGAACAUAAAGAUAUGGGAGGAUGGACAGCUCUUAUGUGGGCAUGUUAUAAAGGCCAUACAGAAGUAGUAGACUUGCUCCUUUCAAAAGGCGCCAAUCCAAAUGUCACUGGACUGCAAUAUAAUGUGUAUCCAAUCAUUUGGGCUGCUGGGCGAGGCCAUGCAGAUAUUGUAUAUCUGUUACUGAAAAAUGGAGCUAAAGUCAAUUGCACUGAUAAGUAUGGAACUACCCCCUUAGUCUGGGCUGCACGAAAAGGUCAUUUGGAAUGUGUUAAGCAUUUAUUGCAUAUGGGAGCAGAUGUUGAUCAAGAAGGAGCUAAUUCAAUGACUGCCCUUAUUGUGGCAGUAAAGGGUGGCUACACGCAAUCAGUAAAGGAAAUUUUGAAAAGGAACCCAAAUGUGAAUUUAACGGAUAAAGAUGGAAAUACAGCUUUGAUGAUUGCGUCAAAAGAGGGACACAUUGAAAUUGUGCAGGAUUUACUUGAUGCUGGAACAUAUGUGAAUAUUCCUGAUAGGAGUGGGGACACUGUGCUAAUUGGUGCUGUCAGAGGUAGUCAUGUUGAAAUUGUUCGAGCCCUCCUGCAGAAAUAUGCUGAUAUAGAUAUUAGAGGACAUGAUAAUAAAACUGCUUUGUAUUGGGCUGUAGAGAAAGGCAAUGCAGCAAUGGUGAGAGAUAUCCUGCAGUGUAAUCCAGAUACUGAAAUAUGCUCAAAGGAUGGUGAAACACCACUUAUAAAAGCCACGAAGAUGAGAAAUAUUGAAGUGGUUGAACUUCUGCUAGAUAAAGGAGCUAAGGUGUCUGCUGUAGAUAAGAAAGGAGAUACUCCUCUUCAUAUUGCCAUUCGUGGCAGAAGCCGGAAACUAGCAGAACUUCUUUUAAGAAAUCCAAAAGAUGGACGACUGCUUUAUAGGCCAAACAAAGCAGGAGAGACACCAUACAACAUUGACUGUAGCCAUCAGAAAAGCAUUUUGACUCAAAUAUUUGGAGCCAGACACUUGUCUCCUACCGAUGCUGAUGGAGACAUGCUUGGUUAUGACUUGUACAGCAGUGCUCUGGCUGAUAUUCUUAGUGAGCCAACAAUGCAACCCCCCAUUUGUGUGGGAUUGUAUGCCCAGUGGGGGAGUGGGAAAUCUUUUUUGCUCAAGAAAUUAGAAGAUGAGAUGAAGACUUUUGCAGGACAACAAAUUGAACCUCUUUUCCAGUUCUCAUGGCUUAUAGUAUUUCUUACACUGUUACUUUGUGGAGGGUUGGGUUUAUUGCUUGCCUUUACUGUGGACCUGAAACUUGGAAUAGCAGUGGCUUUAAGCCUCUUGGCACUCCUAUAUAUUUUCUUUAUUGUAAUUUACUUUGGUGGCCGAAGGGAAGGAGAAAGUUGGAAUUGGGCCUGGGUGGUAAGCACUAGGUUGGCAAGACAUAUUGGCUACUUGGAACUCCUCCUCAAACUGAUGUUUGUGAACCCUCCUGAAUUACCAGAGCAAACUACAAAAGCUUUACCAGUCAGAUUUUUAUUUACAGAUUACAAUAGACUCUCCAGUGUGGGUGGAGAAACUUCAUUGGCUGAGAUGAUUGCAACUCUUUCUGAUGCUUGUGAAAGGGAAUUUGGUUUCUUAGCCACAAGACUUUUUCGAGUAUUCAAGACUGAAGAUACACAGGGGAAAAAAAAGUGGAAGAAAACUUGCUGCCUCCCAUCUUUUGUUAUCUUCAUUUUCAUCUUGGGAUGUAUUAUUGCUGGAAUCACUCUCCUUGCUAUAUUUAGAGUUGACCAAAAACAUAUGACAGUGAAUGCUAUUCUUAUAUCAAUUGCAUCUAUUGUUGGUUUGGCCUUCAUCUUAAACUGUCGUACUUGGUGGAAAGUACUAGAUUCUAUCCUAAAUUCUCAGCGUAAACGUCUUCAUAAAGCUGCCACCAAAUUGCACAAGUUGAAAAGUGAAGGUUUCAUGAAGGUUCUGAAAUGUGAAGUGGAAUUGAUGGCUAGAAUGGCAAAAACUAUUGAUAGCUUCACUCAGAAUCAGACAAGAUUAGUGGUCAUCAUUGAUGGGCUGGAUGCUUGUGAGCAAGACAAAGUCCUACAGAUGCUGGACACAGUUCGAAUUCUGUUUUCAAAAGGUCCAUUCAUUGCUAUUUUUGCAAGUGACCCACACAUAAUUAUAAAGGCAAUUAACCAGAACCUCAACAGUGUACUUCGUGAUUCAAAUAUAAAUGGUCAUGACUACAUGCGCAAUAUAGUUCAUUUGCCUGUUUUCCUUAAUAGUCGUGGAUUAAGCAGUGCAAGAAAAUUUCUCGUAACUGCCACUACAAAUGGAGAGGUUGUAUGUUCUGAUAGCACAGGAUUACAUGAAGAUGCUGACAGAAGAGUUUCCCAGAACAGUCUUGGGGAAAUGACCAAACUUGGCAGCAAGACAGCCCUCAAUAGACGGGAUACUUACCGAAGAAGACAGAUGCAGCGGUCCAUUACGCGUCAGAUGUCUUUUGAUCUUACAAAGCUAUUGGUGACAGAAGACUGGUUCAGUGAUAUCAGUCCUCAGAUUAUGCGAAGACUACUUAAUAUUGUUUCUGUUACAGGACGAUUAUUGAGAGCCAAUCAAAUUAGUUUCAACUGGGACAGGCUUGCUAGCUGGAUCAACAUCACAGAGCAGUGGCCCUACCGAACUUCAUGGCUCAUAUUGUAUUUGGAGGAAACUGAAGGUGUUCCAGAUCAAAUGACACUAAAAACCAUCUAUGAGAGAAUAUCAAAGAAUAUCCCAACAACCAAAGAUGUUGAACCAUUGCUUGAAAUCGAUGGUGACAUAAGGAACUUUGAAGUGUUUUUGUCUUCACGAACACCAGUUCUUGUGACUCGAGAUGUAAAAACUUUUUUGCCAUGUACUGUAAAUCUGGAUCCUAAACUUCGAGAAAUUAUUGCAGAUGUUCGGGCUGCAAGAGAACAGAUUGGAGGACUUCAGUAUUCUGCUAUGCAGCUACAAGAUGUGAAUCCUCGGGCCCCAUCUGCAUUUAGUCUGCCUGCAACUCUGAGUUCUUCAGCUUCCUAUAAUGGGCCUUUUCCUGGUAAUAUGCUAUCACCACAGCCUCCUAGCAGCUAUUACAGUGGCCUAACAGGACCUCAGCAUCCCUUCUAUAAUCGGCCAUUCUUUGUCCCAUAUGUUUACCCGCCAAGGUAUUACCCUGGCAGUUUUCAACAUCUCAUCCCACGUUCAUCUAUAAAAACGAAUUUUUCCAGAGAUCAGAACAGUGGCCUAGAAGUUAUCAAGGAGGAUGCUGCUGAAGGGCUUUCUUCACCCACAGACUCCUCAAUGCAGUGUAAAUCUGGGUUUAACAAACAGAGACAGGGAACAGUGUCAGGACAGACAGUGACAUUGAACUCAAUGAAUGUGGAUUCUGUGUGUGAGAAACUGAAACAAAUAGAGGGUUUGGACCAGAGCAUGAUGCCUCAAUACUGUGCAACAAUAAAAAAGGCAAAUAUUAAUGGCCGUGUACUGGCUCAGUGUAACAUUGAUGAAUUGAAGAAAGAAAUGAAUAUGCAUUUUGGGGACUGGCAUCUUUUCAAAAGUAUGGUACUUGAUAUGAGAAAUGCAGAAAAUCAACCAAUUGCUGAAGAGUCACAUGUAAUGUCUGAUCAUGCCGAUAUCUCAGUCCCUCAUGGCGAAUCUCUUCGUCGCUCAUUACAUAAUGAAUUGCCACAUACAGAACUUUCUAGUCAGGCUCCCUACACAUUGAACUUUAGUUUUGAAGAACUGAACACUAUUGGUCUUGAUGAAGCUCCUCCACGCCACAGUAAUUUAAGUUGGCAGGAAGAAAAUGACAUCCAAGGUAAUGGCUUCUGAAAAGGAGAAUUCAAUCUGAAAUAAGGCGGCUUAGUACUUCAAGAUCGUCUGGCUGUUCUUGUGCUGGUGUGUCCUUACACACAACCUCCAAGCUACUGUCAGUCCAUUUCAUGACUACACAAGCCUGAGGCUAGGUUUGAUCAGCUUCUUUUCCUUAAGCAGGUGAUCAAGAAGCAAACUUGAGAUGGAUGUAUCAGGUGGCAACAUUGAGUUCCGGAAGAUUUGAAGGUCAUGUGAGACCUUCAAGUGCCAGUAGAUGCAGUUCCUGGAAUGACAGUGCCUGACAGGAGGAGCAGCAUCUGCUUCAGAGAGUUCAACUACUAACCAAAGAAGGACUGACCUAACAUGGCUUUUUUUCCACAGAAUUCUGGGGUGAUCAUAGAGUGCCUGGUGCUGAGGUGAAAUGUGAAAUUUCCAAUUAGUAGCACUGCAAAACUGCUUCAUGAUCUGGUGAGAACUCUAAUAUUAGUUUCCCAACCAAUUGUAACCAUAGUUAUUGUAAUUAUAAAUUAUUACUAAGGUCUGUUAAUGCAGAUUAUUAUUCCCUCCUACUUAGUAUUCCUUCUUUCUGUGUAGGAAUAAAUUACUUGACCCAAACCUGAUUCAUUUUGUACAUUGAAUACCUCUUUUGCUUUCUUCUUGGGAAGACUCAGACAGGAGUCAUAUCUCAAAUUGUAUUUACCAUCAUCUGUGAGGGGUUGUUAUCAAGCCAAUGAGUCUGAAACUGGAGAACAUACACUCCAUAAUUAGAGGUCAGCCUUCCCCAGGAAUUAACCUUGUCAUGACGAUUGUUUUAUUACUACUUAGAUGAGAGAGCAAGUAACCUAGCUCUUGACCUCCCAACAUAACUGGUGAUGUAUGUCAGAGUAAGUGGGUAGAAUUUCCAUGGGUGAAACACUAUGUAGUUGGAAAGAAUAAGACAAGAAGAAUAAAGGUAAGCUACUACAAUUGAAGUGUGUAGCACAGUGGAAAGAACCUUGGAUUUGGAAUCAAAAUAAUUGGCUGCUAAAUCCCAUCCCUGAUACUUAUUACUUAUAUAACUUGUCAGGUUGCUUAUUUUCUCCAGGUUUCAAUUCCCUUAUCUCUAAGAUGAGAGGACUAGGUAAUCACUAAGGUCCUUUCCAAUUUUAAUUUCCAUAAUUAUAUAAAUCAAGAGGUAUAGGGUAGGCUCUAAAUUUUUGCUUUAAUGAUUGAAUCACAAUAAUUUCUGAAGUCAAUCAUUAUUUUUAUUUCUUCAUAGUCAUAGAUAGUCUUUGUUAUACCAACUUGACCUUUUGAGGUUAAUAUCAGAGAGGAUAACUUUUUCCUUUUACCAAAUAUCCUUUGGUGCUAAGAAGAGAUAAAAUAGUAAAGUACAUAUUUAUUUAUUUUUCUUUUGAAAAUAUAUUUUAUUAAUAAAUUUUUUCUACAUCAUCUAAAUUUUCCUGUAUAUUCCUCCCUCUUCCCACUUUUCAGAGAGACAUCUCCCACAAUAAGGAAUAUUUAAAAAGUAAGAAUGAGAAAAAAAUUGGCGAAAUAUAUUAUUAAAUUUAAAUUAUAUAUAUGUGUGUGAAAAUAUAUGCAAUGUUGCAUAAUCAUGGACCACCUCUAUUUUCUCAUUUCUGUGAAAUCAGGUUUAUUUUUCAUGAUUUUGCAACAUUGUCUUUUGAUUGUUUUAUGAUUGUUAUAUUGUUAUAAUCAUUGUAUAUGUUGUUUUCUUGGCUUUACUAACUUUAUUCAGCACUAGUACAUGUAAGUCUUUCCUAAAUAUAGUAUUUUUUAAUGGUUGUUAUUUUCCUUCAAUUUUUGGAUAUUAUCUUUAUGCAUUGAUUCUUUUGCACUUUAGAAUAGUAGGGAACUAUUCUGCCUACUACAUUAAUAAAUUAUAUGCUCUUCUUAUGUUUAAUUCAAUAUUUUACUUCCCUUGGCCAUUUAUCAGAUAUUAAUCACUAGUUAAAUCAUCAGAAAAAACAAGAUCCUAGAUUUCAGAACUGUACCAAAAAGGAAGGGAAGAAUUUUAAUUGAAAGUCCCUUAAAUUAAGUUCAUAUUUUUCUUUAGUGUAGGAACCCUAAAUCUACAUAUUUGAUUGUGAAUAAUCUUUUAUUGUGUUGCUUCUUAACUUUGUUUGGAAAUGCCAUUUAAAAUUUCUAUUCCUACAACAGUAAAAUAGAUAGAAAAAAUAGAAUUUGGUAGCCUCUUUAUCAUAUGCUGUCACCAUCUCUUUUUUGCAUGUAGCUGCCAGAGAGAAAUGUUUUCUUCUCUUUUACCAAUGAUUUGGCCAUGGAAACUCAGAAAACUUGGGCUCUUGCCUACACUCAAGAAGAUAAAGGCUUUACACACAACACACACACAAUUGAAAUAUAUAAAAAUCUUCAAUAUGUACUAUUUUGGAAUGCAAAUCAGCAUAAGAUUCAGAAUUCAAGUUUCUUCACACACAUAUAUAUGUGUAUAUAUAUAUAGGACUAUUGUACAAAACUUACCUAUCCUUUCUGUGCAUAAUUUCAUGAGCAGCAUUUUCAGAACCCUUGUCCUUUUAUGUACUUGAUGCAAGUGUUUUCAACAUGGGCUUUCUUGCCUUUCUAAAUUUUCCCUCUGAGUGUAAUGAAUUUCUCAAUGUAUAGGAAAGGUUGGGUUAUUAAAGCCUCCAAAGAAAAAAAGAAGGAUGCUGCUAACAAAUGUCUAUUGAAUUGACUUAACUUGAUCCAAGGGUAACUAUGUGGUACAAUGGAGAGAGCAUCAGAUUUGAAAUCAGAAAGAGUCAUUUCCUGAGUUCAUAUUGCACUUAAAACUAACUGUGUGAUGCUGGGAAAGUAACUUAGCCUUGAUUGCCUCAGUUACCUGAUCUGCAAAAUGAACUGGCGAAGAAAAUGGUGAACAGCUUCAGUAUAUUUACAAAGAAAAUCCCAAAUGAGGUCAUGAAGAGUCAGACAGGACUGAAAGGAUUAAGGAACAAAUUUGAUGCAACCAGAGCCAAUAACUGAGCAAUUGAAACUUACACGUGGCAUAUGACUUACAUUUAUAAUUUACAUAUAAAAAUCAUUCUGUUCCCUUUACUGGUCAAGUCAUUUAGAGAGUCAAUAACUCUCUAAAGUCAUAUAUAUUCUUCCUACUGUCCCUUUAGCCAUACAGCUGUAAGAAUUUAAGUUAGAGAGACUAUCACAUGUAACUCUUAAGGAGGUUGGAUUAGAGGUAAGGCAAUAUGGUACAAAGAACAUUGGAUCUGAGUAAGUGGGAAGAUGUGUGCUCAACCAUUUUGUUAUUUUCUGUACAUCUCUGAACAGGCCAUUUAGCUCCUUAGUCUCAGUGUUUUCCACUAUAAAAUAAGGGAUUGAACUAGAUGACUUAUCUAAGGCCAAUUCCAGCCUUAAAUUUGUGAUUCUGUGAUUUUGCCAUGCUAAAAUUAAGUGUUGCCACAGAAGAUCUGAGUUAAAUAACUUUUCUGCCUUGGGUUUGAAAUUCCAACACUUUUAGUUCUCUGCACAAUAAAUAAGUGUAUGUAUAGACUUUGUAAUAGAUUUGUCAUUUCAUAUUGUCAUAAAAUUCUACAUGGGAUUCAAACUUAAUUUCACAAAUCAUGUAUGUGUGUAUACAUAUAUAUAUACAUACAUAUGUGUGUAUAUAUAUAUAUUUAUAUACAUAUAUAUAUAGUAACUGAACUUUUUUGGAGUUAAGUAUUUUCUGUAUUUUAAAAGUACAGAUAACAUGACAAGAACCUUUUCAUUCAUGCUAUAUAAAGAGUAAAAUAUCAAAGCCCCUUUCAGACUUAGACUGGCUGCAUUUGUCUGUGAAAGACUAGAAAUGAGGAGAAGAGAAGAGAUAGUGACCUUGUCCCCUGGUCUUAGCUUAUACUUGGGUCUUUUCUCUUCCCAUUUAUCUCCAUAGAAGAAUGAAAGGAGAGUAAACUGAAGAGUCCUAAGCCCCAGAGUUCUUUAGGAGCUUAGGGACAAUAACUAUUACUUGGUAUGUAGUCUUUGGAGAUUACAAAAUGGAAAGUAUAUAGGAUGCUUAUCAUAACUUUGCAUGAAAUAUCUGACAGACUCAAGUCUUGGACCCAGGAGAGGAAUCUGAAGAAAAGGCUAAACCUGAAAUCACCAACUAACCUAGGGAAGACCUUGUUCUUUGUUCUAAAGAGUGGUCCCAGUGUGAGAUGUAAGGACUAAAAUGAAAAGACAGGUAUGUCUUUUUGUUAGUUCUAGGUCAAAACCUUUUCUAAAAAAACCCACAAACCAACCAAAAAAAAAAAAAACCAAACUCAAAA